Messenger RNA from Emiliania huxleyi CCMP1516, 357 nucleotides. Its product is annotated as 60S ribosomal protein L3. The annotation marks the transcript as partial. NCBI's taxonomy places the organism in Eukaryota, Haptophyta, Isochrysidales, Noelaerhabdaceae. The transcript is spliced from 2 exons. Gene Ontology annotation, cellular component: ribosome; cytosolic large ribosomal subunit. Gene Ontology annotation, biological process: ribosomal large subunit assembly; translation. The record is from RefSeq and is a predicted model, not a curated record. Gene Ontology annotation, molecular function: structural constituent of ribosome; RNA binding.
AUGUCGCACCGCAAGUUUGAGAGGCCGCGCCACGGCUCGCUCGGCUUCCUGCCGCGCAAGCGUGCCAGCCGCCACCGCGGCAAGGUCAAGUCCUUCCCGAAGGACGACCGCAGCAAGGCGCCGCACCUGACCGCCUUCCUUGCCUACAAGGCCGGCAUGACGCACAUCCUUCGGGAUGUGGACAAGCCGGGCUCGAAGGCGCACAAGAAGGAGGUUGUGGAGGCGGUGACGGUGCUCGAGGCGCCGCCGAUGGUUGUGGUUGGCAUGGUUGGGUACGUCGAGACGGCCAAGGGGCUGCGCGCGCUGACGACGGUGUGGGCGGAGCACCUUAACGACGAGGUGAAGCGCCGCUUCUAC